Olea europaea var. sylvestris is the source of this 1072-nucleotide messenger RNA. RefSeq lists its product as uncharacterized. The record is from RefSeq and is a predicted model, not a curated record. NCBI's taxonomy places the organism in Eukaryota, Viridiplantae, Streptophyta, Magnoliopsida, Lamiales, Oleaceae. The transcript is spliced from 4 exons. Bases 28 to 702 code for a protein of 224 amino acids.
GCCUCAUCUAAUGAUUGUGCAGAUCAAAUGAAAGAUUCCAAAUUAAGAGAAAAGGGGGGCCACUUAAUAAAGAUCAAGAAUACUAGUUCUGAAUCAUCUCCACCGCUGGAUACACGUGCUUUACUAGGAAAAAGAAGCAACGAGGAUAGAGCAUCUGCAGUGAGUGGAUCUGAAGUCCCAGCCAGUAAGAGAAACAAAUACUCUUCAUUGAAGUAUUCUGGGGAUGGCCAAACUGUUUCUGGUAAUUUGAUUGAUGAUGAUAGUAACAUUCCAUCAUUCUCUCAGUCUGCACCUAAGGAUCUCAAAUCUCGUAUGAAAAUUAAAAUUUCCAAUAACUCAAAUAAUGGAAACCAAGAUUCCUUGGCUGUUCAUGGAAAGGAUGAGAUAACUUAUGUCAAGGGCCAAAGGUCGAAAAGGAGGAGACCAGCAAUGUUCGAGGAUAAAACACCAAUUACGGGAGACGAUGACCCAGUUAAUGAAUUCUUGGAUGCUAACUGGAUAUUGCAGAAAUUGGGAAAAGAUGCUGCUGGGAAGAGAGUGGAAAUUCAUCAGCCAUCCAACGACUCCUGGAAUAGGGGGACAGUAGUAGAAGUCUUUGAAGGCACAUCCAUUGUUUCCAUUGUUCUUGAUCAUGGAAAAGCCCAAAACUUUGAACUCGGGAAACAAAGAAUUCGUUUCGUUUCUCAGAAGCAAAAGCAUUGAUUUAGGACUUCUAUAAAUGAUCGACACGCCCAUUGGGUCAAGAGGUGUAGAGUUCUUGAAAGCAGCAGCGAUGCACGUGAAAAAUUAAGUUUCGACAAGUUGAUCGACUAUCGUGUUGUCUGGUUUAUGAUGCUUCCGGAGAGUGAAGCUCUUUGCUUUGCUUGCUUAUGGUGUAGGCAGCUUUUUUUCUUUUGUCUUUUUCUUUCAAAUGUUAGUCUUUUCGGUUAUUUGUUGCAAAUUGUGUCAUUGACUGUCUGGAAAUGAACCGGACUCAUCAAGACAUUGAAAUGGAUGGGAAAUUGACUUGUAUCUCCUCUACUGUAGUUUAUCCAGUAAUUUGAAUAAAAUUAUGAUAUUGUUUUAGAAUUUA